Molecule: messenger RNA, 975 nt
Organism: Chondrus crispus (carragheen)
Lineage: Eukaryota; Rhodophyta; Florideophyceae; Gigartinales; Gigartinaceae
Exons: 1
Coding region: 1-975 (324 amino acids)
Molecular function (GO): RNA binding
Source: RefSeq, a predicted model, not a curated record
AUGCAGUUUGAAGUAGCUGGCGGUUCGCACACAGUACCCCUCACACAGAGAGUGGCGUCCGUGUAUUCGCUGGCAGGAGCUCAGCACAGCAGACUCCAAACGUUGUCAGGGCUGCAAAGGUCGAAAAACAAACCCGAAGCAAGACAAGGCGGGAAAACGCAAACUGACAAUACCCGUCGCCGUAAUCUGCCAAAGCGCAAGAGAAACAAAUCCGAUGGUGCGCCGAGAUCUGCAGUCGAACAUGAGAAGCAAGGCAUGAUGGAGGGCGACUCAAAACGAUCCCCAGUACAGACCGUUGACAAGGCAGCACGUGACCUCGGGAGCGAUACUGAGACACCGCAGAACUUGAACGGAAAGGUGGUAAUGGAAACUCCAGAGGCGCAAAGCGGGAGAAAAGUAGUCGUCAGCAGGAGAGAACCUGAAAAAGGUGCAAGCGCUGCCAGAGAUGAAAGUGAGGUGGAACCGAGAACAAUAUUUAUUAACAAUCUUGCUUUCAACGUUUCUGACACUGAACUGCGGACAGAGUUCGACUUUGCUGGAAAAAUCGAGCAAGUUCGCAUUCCGAGAAGAAGCGACGGUGCAUCCAAAGGUAUAGCGUACGUGCAGUUUGAAAAUGAUGAAUGUGUAGAGAAGGCGCUACAGAAACACUUGAAGCCGAUUAAAGGGCGAUCGGUGUGGGUUCGACGCUCGAAGCCUCCAAGGCGGAAAGCGAGGAAGGCGAAAGGAAGCGGGUCUCCAAGACACACUGCAAAGUCGCAUGCAGCUGCACGUGGGCCGGUGUGGCAGUUACAGCCUCGAUCUGUGAAGCGAAGGAUUCUGGACACUCAAGCGGAAGUCGGGGGAAAGGAUGGGGACGUAAAGAUGACGGAUGGAGAGCCUGAGGAGAACGGAAGUGCGGGGAAGCUAGACGAAGACUGCCAAUCAGUACCGAAAACGCAAGACGACUUUCGGGCAAUGUUUCUUUCAAAAAAGUAA